UCGAGGAAUCUCCAGACGUUUACAUCCUUUUACUGGCUCAUAAAUACCUUUACCGUCUUUCUGUCCAGACCAACUAUCGGAAAGAAGUAGUGUCUUAUGCGAAGGUAAGAAAGAAAUGAGACACUUAUCACGCCAAUAUUCGACUAAUGAUGACGUUAAUUUACCGGAUGUACUACAUGUAACAACAACAUUUUUCAUUUGUGGAGGAUUCGCUUUAAUGUUGUCGCUCAUUCCGACCACUUGAUUCUUUGAGAUAGAUAGACAGGACCGACGAUCUUGCCACUCAUGCUUAUUGUCAGUUGAAUAGUGUAACUAUGAGUAGUUUCAUUUGUCGAACGUACAGCGGCAAGCGUCAUCUUCUCGCCUUGAUAAGACAGAGUUCGAGUAGAGCGAAGUUCGAUCUCAAGUCCAGACUGAUCUGUAUUCAAUAGGGGUAUGACAGUUCCAUAUCAGCUCCUAUCAUAGGAACUGUUGAAAAGUGCUUUUGAAAGGAGCUGAUAUGUUUGAACAGCUCUUUGAAAGGAGCUAACAUGUUCCAGCAGCUCACUAGCCGUCUAGACAAAAUUUAAACGUCUCGAAUGUUCACUAGACGUUCAUACAAGGGGGGAAAAGCGGACUCCUGGACUCCUAUGAGCUCCUGGACUCCCAUGGACUCCUGGACUCCUAGACUCCCAUGGACUCCUGGACUCCCAUGGACUCCUGGACUCCCAUGGACUCCUGAAGUCCAGGAGCAAAGUAUUCUUUUUUGGGAAUCACUUCCCAAAAAAGAACACUUUGCUCUUGGACUCCUGGACUUCAGGAGCGCCCAGUGCUUUGAGUUGAGCAAGCUCUUGCUUUAGCAGUAGUCGUUGAAAAAAUUUCAAUUUUUAAAAUUUCAAAAGAGCUGUUCAAACAUAUCAGCUCCUUUCAAAAGAGCUGUUCAAACAUAUCAGCUCCUUUCAAAAGAGCUGUUCAAACAUAUCAGCUCCUUUCAAAAGAGCUGUUCGAACAUAUCAGCUCUUUUCAAAAGAGCUGUUCAAACAUAUGAGCUCCUUUCAAAAGAACUGUUCAACAGUUCUUUCGCUCAAAUGAGCCGAACUUAUGAGCUGGAACUGUUACAGGCCUAGUAUUCAACACUAAAUCUUCUUUGUAAUGAGGCAAUAAUACUUUGACUUCAGUAACAAAGAAGAUUCAGUGUUUGAGUGCAAGUUGCUUCUAGCAGGAGUUAUGAAUUUUUCAAGUUAUCAGCCAAAUUUCCAAUUUUGCCCUUGAAUCUUGAUUUUCUUGAAGAGACAAUGACGUAAUGAACUGAAAUUUUUACUGUGGCUAUUACAAGUGGUGGUCUUGAUUACCUGAAAGUUUCAGCUCAAAAGGAUAAGGCUAUGAGCAGAAACAAAUUUUUCGACAUUUUCUUCCUAACUUAGUACCUUUCCAUGUUUCACUGCUCGAUGAUUGAGGGUCCGUUUCAGCGGAUUUUUUCAGACUAACUAUUCUCAAGUGAAGACAAGCUAUUUAUAGGAAAAUUUUGAAACUAAUCCGUUCUCUUUUCAUCGAACUAGAAGACAACUUUAUAAAUAGGCGUUAAUCUCGUUCUUCUUGUAUGUAUGCGUGAAUAUCAAAGAAAAAAGAAAGAAAGCAGAAGGGAUUGUAUUGCGUUUAUCAGAUGCUGUCUUCGUGAUGGCAUGGCUGGGACGGUGCAGGAAAUAGAGAACAGAAAAAUUUUAUCGGUCGGCAGUGUGAAGAGAAAGAAUAUUAUAGUUUAUCACACUGUCUCGAAAAUAAAAAAUGAGUGGAGUAAAUCGAAUCGUGCAAUUGCUUCUGAAACGAGCUUCUUAAGCGCUCCCAGCUCGAUUACCAAUUACUCCUUUCCAAAAAGAAGAACUUGCCGGUGACUUAUUCAAUGUGCUCGAGUCAAUAUUGACAAGCAGCUCGUAUGAUCAAGAGGAUGAAACGACUCUAGACCACAAUACAUCAGACAACGAAACAGACGGAUGCGAGGAAGAUCGUGAUGAUCCAUCUCACGAUCCAGAUUAUGAAGAAAACAAUGAAGAAGAGUCGGCAUUCGAAUCAUUUUCCCUGUCGUAUAUGAAACGAGUAAUUGCUUAUUAUGACGCCAUUAACCCAAAGACUGGACAACGAUCACACACAUGGAGAAACGUUCAAAGCAAGUUCAAAAGAAUUUCUCAUCAAUCAUAUAUGGCGCGUUUCCGAGGCUAUGUUGAAGAAGGAGGAACGAAGAAACAAAAAGUCGAUUCAUUGGAUGACUAUAUUUACGAUAAUUUCGAGCGAGCUUGA
Molecule: messenger RNA, 2274 nt
Organism: Didymodactylos carnosus
Lineage: Eukaryota; Metazoa; Rotifera; Eurotatoria; Philodinida; Philodinidae
Source: the annotation of a GenBank genome assembly